Zingiber officinale is the source of this 612-nucleotide messenger RNA. Its product is annotated as transcription repressor OFP8-like. Bases 1 to 612 code for a protein of 203 amino acids. The record is from RefSeq and is a predicted model, not a curated record. The transcript has a single exon. Gene Ontology annotation, biological process: negative regulation of DNA-templated transcription. Lineage: Eukaryota; Viridiplantae; Streptophyta; Magnoliopsida; Zingiberales; Zingiberaceae.
AUGUCUUUCGUGCGAAGGAGGUUCGUGCUCCGUCAUCCGGUGGUGGUCGACGUCGGCUGCAGCUGCCGGCGGCCAAAGCUCCUAUCUUUCUUCUACUCGUCAACGAAACCCAAGUCCAGUAAGAGCCCUAGCCUCCUUUCCCCUUACGCUACUACUUCACUUUCUGAAACGCUGACGUCCACUACCACCGCCACUACUACCACAAUGACCACCACUGCGACUGCUAUUUCCUCCUCCCCCUCCCGCUACGGCGACUUCGUUUCCUCCCCCUCUCCGCCGUUCCGCCCGCCGGCGACGGGGAAGAGCAAGAAGAAGGGGAAGCGCGUGGCGGCGAGGAAGGGGGUGGUGGAGGGGAGUACGGCGGUGGUGAAGGAUUCCUCGGAUCCGUACCUGGACUUCCGUGACUCGAUGCUGCAGAUGAUCGUGGAGAUGGAGAUCUACGCGUGGGACGACCUGCGCGACCUCCUCCACCGCUUCCUCGCCCUCAACGCCGCCUGCCACCACCACCUCAUCUUCCGUGCCUUCGCCGAGAUCUGGAACGGCGUCUUCGCCGCCGCCUCGCCCCCGCCGCCACCCGCCUCCGCCUUCGCGACACGGCCGCGCCGCCGCUGA